This is a messenger RNA of Solanum dulcamara, 3139 nucleotides long. Its product is annotated as probable methyltransferase PMT5. Gene Ontology annotation, molecular function: methyltransferase activity. Gene Ontology annotation, cellular component: cytoplasm. The transcript has 9 exons. The record is from RefSeq and is a predicted model, not a curated record. NCBI's taxonomy places the organism in Eukaryota, Viridiplantae, Streptophyta, Magnoliopsida, Solanales, Solanaceae. Bases 809 to 2659 code for a protein of 616 amino acids.
GAGAGAGAUAUUCAACACAAUUAUUCCCCUGUAAUAAUUAGAUUAUGUGAGUUCUCAAUGUGCGUGCCUCUGAUAUUUGAUCUGUAUAACACAGACACACUAAAAUAGGAGAUUUUGAAUACCCCAUUGUAGAGAACUCAAGCUUGCAUAGGACUCUCUGCAUUUCCAACAGAAAAAAAAAAAAACUGCUGCCAUUUCCUCUUUCAUAAAAACUCUUUCUUUUUCAUUUUCUCUAUCUUUCUUUAUAUGUCAAUGGCCAAUCCCAACUCUGCAUAGCUUUCUGCAACUGUCACAAUAUAUAUAUAGAGACAUUCCUGCAUUAUAUGUCCACCCCCCCAUUUAUACAGAACUCAAUCUUUAGGAUGAUCUGAGGAUUUGGAUAGCUUGGUUUAUAAGGGAAUAGAGAGUUGUUUCAGAAUUGGCAUUGGUUGGAUUGGUUGUGUGUGUGAGAGAGAGAAUUGUGAGUCAUUGGUAGUUGAUGUGUCAUAAUCAUUUAGGAGGGGCAUAUCACUUAUCUGCAUUUGCUUGUUUUACUUGGUGAUUGUGGAGACUUGUGGGAUUGAAAUUUUGCCUGAUUUGUUAUCUUGAUUAGUUUGGUUUGAUUGGGGAAUUUCUUUAUGUUGAGCUUAGGUAGUGGUUUAAACAGAUGCCAGUUGAAAUUGUUUGGAUUUUGGGUGAUAUAUAUGGGAGAUGGUCUCUGAUGAUAUAUUACAGUUUUCACAGUUGUUGGAAGUUCAGGUUGAAACAAUAGCUACCACCUAGUGGUCUAACUCAAUUCGAUCUUCGAAGGGGUUCUUGAAACUAGGCCAUGAGAAGCCCUUUGCUCAAUAAACUAUCAUUAAUUUUCGGCCCUAGACCACCACUCAACUGGAUACUCUUGUGUUUGGUCAGUGUCUUUAUGCUAAUAGCAUAUUCAGGAUCAUUUUCUUCUACUACCUUUGACUCGGUGACUUCCUCUGUGAAGCCUGAUAUCUAUACAAAUUAUAGAAAGCUAAAGGAGCAAGCAAGAAAUGAUUAUUUAGAGCUAAAGAGCAUUUCUCUGGGAGCUAACCGGAUAAAGGAUGUUGGUCUUUGUGGGAAGGAAAGAGAGAAUUAUGUGCCUUGCUAUAAUGUAUCUGCAAACCUAUUAGUUGGGCUUAAAGAUGGGGAGGAAUUUGAUCGGCACUGUGAGUUAUCGCAAGAAUAUCAAGAUUGUUUGGUUCGUCCUCCCAAGGAGUACAAGAUUCCACUGACUUGGCCAGCAGGUAGGGAUGCCAUAUGGAGUGGAAAUGUGAAGCUAACCAAAGAUCAGUUCCUUUCUUCUGGAAGCAUGACAAAAAGGCUAAUGUUAGUGGAAGAGAACCAAAUAGCUUUCCACUCAGAGGAUGGAAUGAUUGUUGAUGGUGUCAAAGAUUACUCUCACCUUAUUGCAGAGAUGAUUGGGCUGGGAAGUGAUACAGAGUUUCUUCAAGCCGGUGUGCACACCGUGCUGGAUAUUGGUUGUGGAUUUGGUGGCUUUGGUGCCCAUCUACACUCACUGAUGUUGAUGGCUCUUUGUGUGGCAGCAUAUGAGCCAUCUGGUAGCCAAGUUCAGUUAGCACUCGAGAGAGGACUUCCUGCUGUCAUUGGCAAUUUUAUUUCAAAACAGCUUCCAUUUCCGUCAUUGUCCUAUGACAUGGUUCACUGUGCUCAAUGUGGAAUCAUUUGGGAUAGCAAAGAUGGGCUGUUUCUUAUUGAAAUUGACCGUAUACUCAAACCUGGUGGUUACUUUGUCUUAACCUCACCCACAACACAUCAGCAGGAUAGUACUAGCACUACAAAGAAGGGAAGCACGUCUAGUUCACUGGAAGAAUUCACUAAGAAGCUCUGUUGGUCUCUUUUGGCACAGCAAGAAGAGACUUUUAUUUGGCAGAAGACAGCUGAUUCUCAGUGUUAUACAUCCAGUAAGGGUGAGAUACCAGUUUGUAAAGGAAAUGAUAUGCAAAUGUACUACCAACCACUUUCACACUGUAUAUCUGGGACAACAAGUCACCGGUGGGUUCCAAUUCAUAGCAAAUCUGAUCAUCUGAACUCAACUGAGCUUGAAAUUCACGGGCUCCAUCCUGAUGAUUUCUUUGAGGAGUCAAACUUCUGGAAAUUAGCUCUGAGAAAUUAUUGGUCUUUGCUCUCACCCUUGAUUUUCUCUGACCAUCCGAAAAGGCCAGGUGAUGAUGAUCCAUUACCUCCAUAUAAUAUGGUGCGUAAUGUCAUGGACAUGAAUGCUCAUUAUGGAGGUCUUAGUGCUGCAUUGAUGGAGGCAAGAAAAGCAGUAUGGGUGAUGAACGUGAUUCCUCUUGGGGCGCGUAAUACACUUCCUCUCAUAUAUGAUCGAGGUUUUGCCGGUGUUCUGCAUAACUGGUGUGAACCCUUUCCUACAUAUCCCCGAACAUAUGAUUUGCUCCAUGCAAAUGGGCUCCUUUCCCAUAUUGAUUCACAAAAAUGCAGCAUGUUUAAACUACUCCUGGAGAUGGAUCGUAUUUUAAGGCCUGAGGGAUGGAUUAUUCUUUCUGAUACAUUGGUUACAAUAGAAAAAGCACGCACUUUAGCUGCCCAAAUCCGCUGGGAAGCCAGGCUGAUCGACCUCCUGAAUGGAAGUGACCAGCGACUACUUGUAUGCCAAAAACCAUUCGUGAAAAAGUGAUAUUCUGCAAAUGCAUAAUUUCAUCAAUCUAAUGAUUGUCCAGUCCUUUUUAACACUGCUAAUUUCCUAACUUCUCGUGUAAACGAGGAAUACUAUGAAAAAGCGGAAGUUCUAUAUUUUGAUAUUACCAGGCCACAAGCUUGCGCGGUGACGUCUGAACCUCUUGGUCUUCUUAUUGAUGGAUUAUAUGGUGCUCACAAAGCUGAAACUAUAUUUUUUGGAAGCUGAUGAAUAUAGAGAAUGCUUUUGCUUCAUUAGUAACAGUACACAAAAGAAGAUUUUGGCCUUAUUUUUUUCCCACAAUAUUUAUGUAGCAAUUCUUUCGUCUCAUUGCUUCUCUCUUUUUUUUUUUUUUCUAUUUUUGAAAUUCAUUCUGAAUUUUGUAAUUGAAUUAUGUUUUGUACUGAAGAACUACCCUUUACUGAGAGCAAGAGUUCUAUAUUGGAAUCAAUCAUAAAGAUGACACUUAACCAAAUUCUU